CUUGCUUUCACAAUGGUUCUUUAUUUAAGCUAAAAUCUGAGCAAGAGUAAGCUUAGUGGCGAUUAAUUUCAAAGAGGUCUGAGUCCAUGAUGGCUUUUGUGUUUCUUUUAAAAUUUGCAGUGAAAUGCCUCGGUGUUCUUGCAUGGCCUGUUUUUGGUUUGGGUUAUCCUCUAUGUGCUUCCAUUCAAGCGAUCGAGACUAAUUCGAACUCAGACACCCAGAAGCUGAUCUCGUACUGGGUCUCCAUUUCUGUGGUCUUGCUCCUUGAACAUUCGUUUCAGCUUGAAUGGCUAGCCUUCUGGCCAUACAUUAAGCUAAUGAUCGUCGGCUGCUUGGUUCUGCCUUACUUCGAUGGUUCUCUGUAUGUCUAUAAACACCUUAUUAAUCCGUGUCUAUCCAUGAGCCCUGCAACUAUCACCUGCCAGUUCAACAAGCAGGAGGAGUUGUGUUUCAAGAAAGAUGAUUUUCUUGUUGAGAUGAAGAGGUAUAAGAAGGAAAAUGGCUCUGAUGCUUUGGAGGAUCUCAUUGCUUCCACGAAAAAGAGUGCAAAGCCUAAUGUGGAUGUGAAGGAGAUCAGGGCGGUUGAGGCAGAGGAUAUGCCGAAGUUCGAACAACUUCUGGUUCGAUUCAAAGACAGUAAUGAUGUGGAGAUAACAGAGAAGAUAGAAGUUGCAUCAACCAAGCAGCUGGAACAGCCUGAGCUUCCGAUUCGAUUCAAAGAUGGUGAUGCUGUGGAAGUAACAGAGAAGCAAGAAGUUGCAUCAACCACGCAGGCUAGAGAGGCAGAAUCCAACAUCAACCACACAGAAAACAGAACAUUUCCACCUCUGGAGAGCAUAAACACUGCAACAACAACAGUAGGAGGCGGAGAUCUUUGUGGGAUUCUACCUCCCGAGAAAGUCCAAAAGCUAUGGACUUGUGUUAUAUGUCAAGUAACAGCCAAAAAUGAGACAGCUCUAAUUGCACAUCUACAUGGAAAUAGACACAAGGCCACUUGUGAACAGCUAAAUGUCAAGAAUCAGACAGAUGUUAACUCACAUCUUCAAGGAAAAAGACACAAGAAAACUUGUGAGCCUCUGAACUUCAAGAAGCAGGCAUCAUACAGCAAUGUUUCCCCUGCUUCAGUGGGAAGGAACCUGAUGAACAGCCGAUGUAUUGAGAUGAUAGGUUCUCAUUGGUGGUGUAAAAUCUGCAAUGUAAGCAGUGUACAUGGCAAGCAAAGUCACCUUAAAGGGAAAAGGCACAGGGCUUCGUUGCAAGCAUUGGAUGGUCUUGGAGACAAUAGGCAUGCCUGAGUCACUGAAUAAGUUCAUACAACUAUUGUAGAAGAUGUUCUAAUCUGGCGGGCAAGGCGGCCGUGAUCAUCCAAGGUACCUGUAGAUUAAAUGGCGUGUUUUGUUGCCGGACAAAAACAAAUUAAAUGGCGUCGAAAGGCAAAAACUUAAAAGGCGGAUAUCAUGUAAAGUAACCUUUGAAAUGGCGGACCUUUUCUUUUUAUAAAUGAAUGAAGUUUCAUUGAUCCAAAGGAAA
Molecule: messenger RNA, 1530 nt
Organism: Populus euphratica (Euphrates poplar)
Lineage: Eukaryota; Viridiplantae; Streptophyta; Magnoliopsida; Malpighiales; Salicaceae
Exons: 8
Coding region: 87-1295 (402 amino acids)
Molecular function (GO): zinc ion binding; nucleic acid binding
Source: RefSeq, a predicted model, not a curated record